AUGGGCAAAAAAUCAAAGUCUUCGUCCAAGACGGAGGAGAAGACCAGCAAGUCCGCUGGCACUCUUCCCUUCGGUGGUGCAUCUCUGGACCCGACAUUGUCCUCGCUUUUUGCGCAAAGUGCUGGUCCUGUGCAAACCCCCGUGAUCAAAUAUGCUGAGCCCACCCAACGGGCGAAAAAGGACGAAGAAGAUGAUGCUGCUGAAGAGGAGGAAUCAUCUGCAUCAGGCGAUGAAGUUAUGGAGGAUGCUGCUGAAGAAAAUGAUUCUGAGGCUGCAAAGGAAGAAGAACAGACUACCGACGCACAGAACCGGAAACGCAAGCGAGGCAGUACCGGCGAGGAAGUCGAGGAGACAUAUAUGCGUCGCAUUGCAAAGGAGGAGAAGAAGGACGAGGAAAAGAGGAAGUCCGAGCAAGCUAAGCGCCAAAAGCAGACCGAACAAGAAGGUAGCGAAGAUGACGAAGAUGAGGAAGGCGAGGACUCCGAUAAUGCUUCAGCAUCAGAAGACAGCGAUGAGGAGACCGCUCCUGCGCCUGUGCACGAGAGCUUGACUGGCUCCGCUAAGACCGACGAAGUUGAGAAAUCCAACCGCACUGUCUUCCUAGGCAACGUCUCUUCCGAGACUAUCAGGUCUAAGACCGCCAAGAAGACACUUCUCAGGCACCUGGCCUCUUUCUGCUCGACGCUUCCUGAAUCCACCGGCCCGCACAAGGUCGAGUCGAUCCGUUUCCGCUCUGUUGCAUUCGCCAGCGGUGGUGGUAUUCCCAAGCGUGCUUCCUUCGCGAAGCGCGAGAUUCUCGAUGAGACUACUCCCAGCACCAACGCAUACGCUGUAUACACCACCCUCCUUGCCGCACGCAAGGCCCCCGCAGCCUUGAACGGCACCAUUGUUUUGGACCGUCACUUGCGAGUUGAUAGCCUUGCUCACCCGGCAGAAAUUGACCACAAGCGCUGUGUCUUUGUCGGCAACCUGUCUUUCAUUGAUAGUGAAACCCCCCAAGAGGACGAGAAGACCGGCAAGAAGAAGAAGGUUCGCGCUCCUGCCGAUGUUGAGGAGGGUCUAUGGCGGAUUUUCAAUGCCCACACUGGAGGCAAGGACAAGAAGGCCGUGAAGAAGAACGUCGAGUUCGUGCGCGUGAUCCGUGACAGCACCACUCGUGUUGGCAAAGGAUUUGCCUAUGUCCAGUUUUACGAUGGCAAUGGUGUUGAGGAGUCUCUUCCCCUCAAUGGAAAGAACUUCCCGCCCAUGCUCCCCCGCAAGCUGCGUGUCACUCGGGCCCGCAAGGUCGCUAAGAAGCGCGAACCCUCUGGUCCUGAGACUAAGAAGACUCGUGUCGACGAAGCCCAGAAGACGAUGCAAGGACGUGCCAACAGACUCCUAGGCCGAGCGGGUGCGGCUAAGGUGAAGGCCGAUGCCAACAGUACCAUUGCCGGCAACUCUUUCGUGUUUGAGGGUCACCGCGCUACCGAGGGAUCAUCCUCCAUCAAGAUGAAGCAGAAGAGCCGUGGCUCAAAGGCCAAACGAGAAAGUAGAAGCAGCAAGCGGGCUGCCGCAUACAAAGCUGCAGGUGGCAGACGGGGCUGA
Penicillium verrucosum is the source of this 1584-nucleotide messenger RNA. RefSeq names its product rRNA-processing protein NOP12 (gene nop12). The record is from RefSeq and is a predicted model, not a curated record. Gene Ontology annotation, molecular function: RNA binding. The coding region runs from base 1 to 1584 and encodes 527 amino acids. The transcript has 2 exons. Lineage: Eukaryota; Fungi; Ascomycota; Eurotiomycetes; Eurotiales; Aspergillaceae.